CGAGAUGGGAAAUCCUAUAUAAUGUUUUAGCAUCCUUCAAGCUCCCUGUGCCGCAUACUCACAUUGGAGACACCCUCGGGGAAUAUAGCCGAUUAACAAGCAAACACAGGGUUCGCGAGAAAAAGGACUGGUAUACUAGUCGUCGUGUCGUAGUCCGGAAGCGCAACGGCCGCAUCCACCUUUCACGGCUUGGCUCGCGGAAACAAGCCGAGUACAUUCCGGUAGAAUUCGAGGAGGAUUCCCAAGAUAGUAGCUUCACGCUAAUCGACGAGACGCUAUCCUCGCGGUCAGCGAGCUUCAGCUCCAACUACUAACCCCUUUCCGCGCCCCUCCCCUGCGUAAUGACGCUGGAUGCUAUCACCAAGUCCCGACCCGCGCCGCAACAGUGGCUCAUGGGUGGGGAGGCUUUCGAGCGUCACAUGCUGCAUCAUAACGGAAUCCGUGCGCUGUGGGAGACUAAGUGGCGCGAGCCCUGUCGGCGAUCGGUGUACCCUUUUCACGAUGGCGCCUUCGAGGAUUUCGAGCCUGUAUUUCUGGAUCUGAUUGCUCGGAACGUCAACGAUGGAACUUCAGUAGAGUACACGCAAGCAUUCAUUCCUACGGCACGGGCUCUUGAGCGACGCGGUGAUGAGGACGCUGCUCAAGGAAGCGAGGAGGGGAAGAAAGAGGCGUCGCGACUAUACCUGCGCGCCGCAUGUAUCCUACGUAUCGCUCGAUUUCCGUAUAUCACAGGCUUCCCGCGCCCCAACGAUCCUGUCAAGUGGGAGGCUUGGGAGCUACAGAAAGCGAUAUACCGCAAAGCCGGAUCCCUGUGGUCACCAUCUCCUCUAUCCGAGGUUUUGAUCCCACAUACGUUUGCUAAGGGGCGUGACCGUAGCACCAUCCCAGCAUAUGUCCGAGUACCGCCCUCUCUAUCCAACGGCAGCUCGAAGCACCCCGCAGUCAUCCUCUUCACGGGUCUUGAUGGCUACCGCCCUGACAAUACAGCGCGAUGCGACGAGUUCCUCUCGCGCGGAUGGGCCGCUGUCGUGCUCGAGAUUCCAGGCACGGCCGAUUGCCCGGCAGACCCUACGGACCCGAACUCGCCCGACCGGCUACUUGAUAGCCUGUUCGCGUGGUUAGCCUCUGACGGGCGGUUUGACUUAGGGCGCGUGUUGUGCUGGGGGCUAAGCAGCGGAGGUUACUAUGCGGUGCGGGCGGCACACACGCACCGCGACAAACUCCUAGGAGUCGUCGCGCACGGUGCCGGCACGCACCAUUUCUUCGCUCGCGAAUGGCUUGCCAAGGCUGAUGGUCACGAGUACCCGUUCAAGCUUACCCCAGCGCUGGCCAUGAAAUACGGAUACGGAGACGAUGUCGAGGCAUAUCUUGAGGGCUCGCAGGGGAGGUUUUCGCUAUUGGAGACGGGGAUCCUGGGGAUGCCGAGUACGAGGUUACUUCUUGUUAACGGAACGCAUGACGGGCUCAUGCCAAUUGAGGAUUCGAUGCUAUUGUUCGAGUAUGGGUCGCCUAAGGAGGCGCGUUUUUUCACCGGUGCUUUGCAUAUGGGAUAUCCUAUGGCGAAUUCUUCGGUAUAUCCCUGGAUGGAACAAGUGAUGGCUUCUGCGAAGUGAUGUUAUAUUAUUUGUAUUUUGCGCUGUUGGAUGGUUCAUUUUGGAUGCGGGCGUUCUAGAGCUGUUCAAUAUUUAUGACUGCUAU
Daldinia decipiens is the source of this 1698-nucleotide messenger RNA. RefSeq names its product alpha/beta-hydrolase. The record is from RefSeq and is a predicted model, not a curated record. The coding region runs from base 342 to 1613 and encodes 423 amino acids. Lineage: Eukaryota; Fungi; Ascomycota; Sordariomycetes; Xylariales; Hypoxylaceae. The transcript has 2 exons.